AUGAUGAAUCGUACAGCAUUGAACGGGCUGUGUCCGGUACCGUUUCUUCAGGAAGAACUCUUCCCCUCCACCGGUGGAUUCAUCGGAGGUCGUUAUUGUCAACCUGUGGGCGAUAUCUCUUGCUGUUUACCCUGUCCGAUAGUAGCAUGGACGUACGGUGAUGGGUUGUUCGAGAAAGCGAGUUCUGCGAGUUGGAUCAGUGUCGCUAUGUUGCCACUCUGUAUCUUCCUGCUUGUGUCGUAUGCAGUCCUUCCGGUCAAAUUUACGCAUCGCCACUACCUCAGUAUCUGCUUCACAUUGGGCAUCUGUUUCAUGGAGAUUGCGUUCAUUAUCCCUCUAGGGGUAAAACCGGAUCAAUGCCAUAACCAGAUCACUCCCAACGAUAUGCAUUCUAGUCUCUCGUGCGCUUUCACAGGUGCCCUUCUUCUUUUCGGAGGCUGGAUGGUGGUAGUAUGGAGUUUUCUCCGUACGGUGGCCUUCCAUCUUCAGGUAUGCUGGGAAGUGAUACUGGGUCCGAAAUUCAUGUGGGGAGCGUUGAUCUUCGGUUGGGUCGUCCCAGCUAUAGGGCUCACGGUGAUGCUGCUCUUGACGGGCGUAUCUUUCCGAUUCGGCACCAUUUGUCAUAUCAACAUCGAUCGUGGCCUGCAGGAUUACUGGAUCCCCAUCAUCUCGUUCUCCGUUGCCGCGCUGAUCCUGCAACUGGCGACAAUGGGGUACUGCAUCCACGUCUACAUCAAGUCUCUCUUCGACACGGAUUCAACCACAAAUAGCUCGGGAUUGCCGUCCUACUCCUCCAGCGUCCGCACCGUGUCCGCUCGUCAAGCAUACCGUCGCAUCCGAAGAGUCCUCCAACUACAAUGGCGAGGCGUAGCUCUAGUCUUGAUCAUCGUCGCGAAUGUGAUUUUCUUCGCCGUGACCUUCAUCGACCUCGACAGCGGUCUCAAACCGACGCGAGAGAAUAUGAAAAAGGCGACUCCAUGGAUUGCGUGUCUGGCAGCCUCCGGGGGUGACCGGGAAAAAUGCGACCACGAGGCGGCAAAGGUCCGGCCCAGCGAAGGACUACUGCUCGCCGUCCUGAUCCUCCUCUCCCUGGUCGGAUUCUGGAACUUCAUCCUCUUUGCUCGCCCCUCGAUGUUCCGCGGCUGGGUCGACUUCUUCCAGAACAUGUUCGGCAUGGGCGAGGCCCGUCUCGAGUUCGUUUCCGCUGAUGCGCGCGGGCGGCUGGGCGACGCGCGGUCCUACGAGAUGCUCAACAGCACGGGACUCCCCUCCUACAAAUCACCAUCGCCCAUGGUCCGAUCGCCAAGUCCUGCGCGCAUGGCGGGGACGAAGAGUCCCGAGAAUGGCCACUUCGGGCGAGAUGCCAGGUACGUGCGGCCGUCCAUGAGCUUCUCCAGCCCGCGGCCGCCCAGCGCAUCACAAGGGCGCGACUGGGAUCCCAAGACAACGUUCGCCCCGGCCGUCUAUCGGGAAGAUGAUGACUAG
This is a messenger RNA of Aspergillus viridinutans, 1485 nucleotides long. It is a transcript of the gene gprM, whose product is annotated as protein gprM. Lineage: Eukaryota; Fungi; Ascomycota; Eurotiomycetes; Eurotiales; Aspergillaceae. The record is from RefSeq and is a predicted model, not a curated record. Bases 1 to 1485 code for a protein of 494 amino acids. The transcript is spliced from 5 exons.